This is a messenger RNA of Patiria miniata (bat star), 9197 nucleotides long. RefSeq names its product la-related protein 7-like (gene larp7). Lineage: Eukaryota; Metazoa; Echinodermata; Asteroidea; Valvatida; Asterinidae. The record is from RefSeq and is a predicted model, not a curated record. Gene Ontology annotation, molecular function: mRNA binding. The transcript has 11 exons. The coding region runs from base 197 to 2161 and encodes 654 amino acids. Gene Ontology annotation, biological process: RNA processing. Gene Ontology annotation, cellular component: nucleus.
CGCUCGCCAAUUUGCCGGGGCAGUCCUUUUUUGUACGUCCGGGUGCGGCUGCAUGUUUGUGAAAAUCAAAACCUUUACUAAAAUUUGACUUUACGCAUUUUGAUCUUAACAGAAUAAGGAUAUCUUCAGUGGAGCAGCUCUCAGAAAGAUCCGUCACUGAAGCAGCAUAUCAAGUAAUCACCAUUAACCAUCGACCAUGAAUGGCCAAUCAGGUCCUCAGCCUGAUGCCACCGAUAGUGGCCAAGACAAGAAGAAAAAGAGACAACGCCUGAAGAAGUUGCAGGCCGACAUCAAACAGCAAGUUGAGUUCUACUUCAGUGACGCCAACCUGCGUAAAGAUCGCUUCCUCAGACAGGAAAUCGACAAGUCUGAAGACAGAUAUGUUGACAUUGCCACCGUCGCAAACUUCAAUCGGAUGCAAAAUCUGACUCAGGACCAGGCACUCAUUGCUAGAGCACUUGGGAAAUCUGAAGCGCUAGUGGUUAGCGAAGAUAAAACCAGGAUACGUCGAACAAAUCCGAUUGAGGAACCCAAAUAUAACAUCGAUGAUGUCACCGUCUAUGUGGAAAAUCUUCCCCACAAUGUGGACCACGAUAUGCUCAGUAAAGCAUUCAGUGCCUGUGGUACCGUUGCAUACAUCAGUCUGCCCAGGUAUAAGGGGACUGGUGAUCCAAAGAAGUUUGCAUUCAUUGAGUUCUCGACUCCUGAAGGGGCAGCAAAAGCCUGCAAGCUCUUAAACAACCCCCCAAGGGAUAAGCCCGAUCCUGAUGGCCACUUCCCAACGACUCGGAAAGGGCGUCUGAUUCUACCAGAACAGGCAGCAGUCUCUAAGCAGCAAGGUAAUGGCAAGAAGUCUGAGAAGCAAGUUAAGCAGAAGGCAACCAAGAGAAAGAGGGAGGCAAGCAAGACUGAAGAGACGUCACAGGAUGCAGAGAGGGAACAGAUAAAUAAGAAGAAGGGCAGAGUUAAGGAUGACAAGGAGGCAUCUGCAUCAAAGAGAAAACGAGAUGUGAGUGAAGGAACAGAGGAAGAUGCUCAUGACAGAACACAGCUUGAGAAGAAGACUAAGAGGAAGUCUGAAGCAUCUCAGGAUAUGGUUACAAAGAAGCACGACCAGUUGCAGCUAAGAGACGAGGACAAGAACAAGGACAAAAAGGACUCCAGGAAAAGAAAACACUCUGGUGGCGACAGUGCCCAUGAGAGAUCAUCACACGGCAGUAAAAACCAUGAGGCCAGGUCACAUAAAGGUGAAAGGUCAGACCCAGGUUCCAAAGGUGACAGAUCAGAUCAUAGUGUCAAAGAUGAAAAGUCAGCCAAGGAUUCCUCCACGACCAAGAAGGCCUAUGGGUCAGAGACUCACAAGAGGAAACGGGAGAAUUCCAAUGGCAGUGUGGACAGUUUAAAGGUCAAGAGUUCAUUGCCAGGUCAUCACAGGGAUAACAAAGAUUAUGUGGAGGAUGGACAAGAUGCCAAGAGGAGGAGGACAGAGUCAGAGAUGAUGGAGGAGGAAGGCAACAAGAAGAGGAAGAAAAGAAGUCGAAGUCGGAGAAAUAAGAAAGAGGACGGAAAUGCUGCACCCAUGAUGCAACUCAGUGUCAUUCCGAAGAAGAAAUGGUUGGUGAUGAAGGAGGAAUAUCUUGCCCUGCAGAAGGCUAGCAGGCAACAGAUGAAGCAGACACUAAGGAAAGAAUGGGCCAAGGGCACACCAAGACAAGAGCUCCAACAGUGUGAACAGAAGGCAUCAAUUCAGGCACCUCCUGAAGUGAAAUCAACUGAGCCCGGGUUCCACGCCGGCGUAGUGCUGAAAAUCAGGAGUGAGAAGCCAUUUGAAUCUCGCAAGGAGCUCCGAGAGCAAUUGGAACAAAUUUCGCCUGUCGCCUACAUUGAGCUAAAUAGUGGGGAUACUGACGGCUUUGUACGGCUUCAGUCUGCAGAGGGGGCACAGGCAGUACUUGGAAAAGCCAGCAAACUUUCCAAUGACGGCGGCCCGGUGCAGUUGAACCUGUUGUCAGGACAAGACGAGCAGAAUUACUGGGAGAAAUUGAGGGCAGAUCGAAUAGCCAAGCUGACCACUAAGAAAAGGAAACCAAAGAAACGUGGCGUUGAGAGGAUCAAAGACAAGGCCAAAAGGGAUCACAUCAUGUUCGGUGGCGAUGAAUGAACGGACACAUGAUCUUUGGUAAAUGGUGUCAUGCCGCAAAAGUACUGGUAGUGUGAUGACUACAAACAUUAAAAAGAUGCCAACGUUCUCUUUGAAUUUGUUUGCCUUUUCUGCCGUUUGUUACGUUCUUCAAAGAGUGGGUUUUUUAGUGUGCAUCUUUGUAUGUUUUGUAUUAGAUAAAGCCAACCUCAAACCAAACCAGUUAAUUAAACAACCAUGUUCUGAUCAUGAAAUAAAAGUCUCCUAAUUUUAAGUACAAUUUUUCAUUUUAACAAUUUUCAAGUCAUCAUGGUCACUGGCAAGGUUUCUUACCCAGUUUCCAGACAUCAACUUUGUUCAUGUUUUUUUUUUGCCCUUAACCUUUUUUUUGUGUGUACUUCCUAAUGUUUACAUGAUAGUACAAGGACCAUAUAAGUUCAAACAAAGUCAGAUUACAAGUUUUAAAAGACGAACCAAAAAUUCAGCUGUGCAAACUAGUUUGAUCAUAUGCCUACUAAACAAUUCAUACCAAUAAUUGCUUUUCUACCGUACUCAUCGUCGGGUGCACCACAAAAGUAACAGAUGGUGAAUCCUUGCUGUCUGUAUCCUGGAAGUUUGCAUCUUCGCUGGGAGAAGGGAGUCAGCAGGCACCAGAUUUAGCCUCUUGAACCCCAGAGAAUUUGAAUUACAUGUAGUGGCAUGUUACAACUGCGUCUGGGGUUAUGGUUGUAUUUCUCCUUCCAGCAAAAGGAUGGACAGUCAGUAAGCUUGUUCUGUGAGUCUUAAUAUGCCAAAUCUUCCUUGCCUCAGGGAAUUUCAAAUCAGUGGUGUAUUUCACAUAUGUCUGCGUUAUUUGCUGUGUUCUCUCCUUUCAACAACAGGAUGGGCAGUCCGUAAUCUUGUGCUCUGAUCCUUCAUAUGCCACUCCUUCCAUGUGAAUUGGACCACUACCUUGUCCAAAGUAGGCACCAGAUUUGGCCUCAUUGAACCAUUGUCUGCGAAUGUGGCUGUAUUUUCUCUUCCCAACAACAGGAUGGGCAGUCCGUAAUCUUUUUCUCUGAUCCUUCAUAUGCCGAACCUUCCAUGUGAAUUGGACCACUACCUUGUCCAAAGUAGGCACCAGAUUUGGCCUCAUUAAACCAUUGUCUGUAUUUUCUCUUCCCAUCAAAAGGAUUGACAGUCUGCAACCUUCCUCUCUUCGUCUUGACAUGCCAAGCAUUGUCCUACGUUGGCACAGACCUGCCGGCUUUGGCACCAGGCAAUUUAUUUUGGUGGCAUAUAACACUUGCGUCUGUGAUUGUGACUGCAUUUUCUCUUCCCAGCUAAAAGGCAAGACAGUAACCUCUCUCUCCACGUCUUCAUAUGCCGAACCUUCCUUGCGAACGGAACCAUUUCCUUGUCCUAAGUAGGCACCGGACCUGCCAUCCAGGGCACCAGAUAAUUAUUCUGUUGGCAUGUAUUACCUGCAUUUGUGAUGAAUGGAGUGUUGUAAAGUGAUGUUCAUAGCAUUGUUUCCUUUCAACAAAGGAUGGACAUUCUUUUAUCUUACUCUCCGUGCCAUCGCAUGCCCAACCUUCCACAUUCAAAGUAGGCACCAGACCAGCCCUCUUAAGCCCAAGGGAGGUGGCAUAUUACAUUAUCUGUGAAAGUUGCUGUUUUUUCUCUUCCAUCAUAUAUAUUGACAAUCUGCAACCUAUCUCUCCUCGUUUUCAUAUGACAAGCCAACGGGACCACUUCCAUGUCCAAAGUAGGCUCCGAACCUGCCGUCUUGGGCACCAGAUAAUUUUCUUGGUGGCAUACAGCUGACGUCUGUGAUGGUUGGAGUAUUGUAAAGUGACGUUCGUGUAAAGUGAUGUUCACUGCAUCGUUUCCUUGCAACAAAAGGAUGGACAUUCGUUGAUCUUACUCUCCGUGCCAUCGCAUGCCUAACCUUCCAUGUUCAAAGUAGGCACCGGACUUGCCGUCUUGAACCCCAGGGGACUAAAAGUUGGUGGCAUUUUACACCUGUGUCUGUGAUGUUCUCUGUAUCCUCCCCUUCCCUCAGGAUGGAGAGUCAGUAACCUUGUUCUCUAAGCCUUCAUAUGUUAAGCCUUUUAUGUGAAUGGGCCACUCCCUUGUCCAGAUUAGGCCCCCCUUGCUCUUGAGACCCAGAGAAUUUCAUAUCAGUGGCAUGUUACAGUUGCAUCUGUGAUAUUUGGAAUAUUGUGUCCUCUUAACAAAAUGACAAACAGUCACAAAUCUUUUUCUCUAAUCCUUCAUAUGCCAAUCCUUCCAUGUGAACUGGACCACGUUCUUGUCCAAAAGACUGCCGUCUUUUCCUCUGGAAAGAGAAUCUUGUAUCAGUGGCAUAUACAUUGUAUAACACUUGCCUUUGUGAUGUUUUUAGAAUUGUUUCCUCCAAUCAGAACAAAGGACAGUCCGUAACCUUUCUGAGUGAGCCUUCAUGUGCCAAACCUUUCAUGUGCAUGGGAGCACUUCCUUGUCCCAAUUGAUAUUUGACGUAGGGAGGAUAUAUUCUGAAAUCUAUCUUGCUGAGCCGUCAAAUGCCAAACCUUGCAUGUGAAUGGGAUCACGUCUUUGUCCAAAGUAGGUAUCGGACUUGGCCUCUUGUGCUCCAGAGAAUUAAAAUAAGUGGGGUAUUACACCAGUGUCUAUGAUUGUGGCUAUAUUGGUUCUCCCCAGCAGAAGGAAAGGCAGUAAGUAACCUUUUAAGUGCAAGUAUUACACUUGCGUCUGUGAUUGUGGCUGUACUUUCUCCUCCCAACAAUAGGAUGGACAGUCGGUUAUCUUUCUCUGUGAGUGUUCAUAUGACAAACAUUCAUUGUGAAUUGGACCACUUGUCCAAAAUUGUCACCGGACCUGCCCUCUUGGUCCUCAAGUAGGUGGCAUGUUACACCUGUGUCUGUGAUUGUGGCUGUACUUUCUCCUCCCAGCAAUAGGAUGGACAGUCCGUUAUCUUUCUCUGUGAGUGCUCAUAUGCUAAACCCUUUGGUGAAUUGGAAUUCUUGGGCCUCCGAAAACGCAAGUAAGUGGCAUGUUACUCCUGUGUCUGUGGUUGUGGCUGCAUUUUCUCUUCCCAACAGUAGGAUGGACAGUCCGUUAUCUUUCUCUGUGAGUGCUCAUAUGCCAAACCUUCCAUGUGAAUUGGACCACUUCCUUGUCCAAAGAAGUCACCAGACCUGCCCUCUUGGGCCUCCGAAAACGCAAGUAGGUGGCAUGUCACACCUGUGUCUGUGGUUGUGGCUGCAUUUUCUCCUCCCAGCAAUAGGAUGGACAGUCGGUUAUCUUUCACUGUGAGCUUUCAUAUGCCAAACCUUCCAUGUGAAUUGGCCCGCUUCCUUGUCCAAAGAAGUCACCAGACCUGCCCUCUUGGUCCUCAGAGAACUCUAGGUGGCAUGUUACUCCUGUGUCUGUGGUUGUGGCUGCAUUUUCUCCUCCCAGCAAUAGGAUGGACAGUCCGUUAUCUUUCUCUGUGAGCGUUCAUAUUCCACACCUUCCAUGUGAAUUGGACCGCUUCCUUGUCAAAAGAAGUCACCAGACCUGCCCUCUUAAUUGGGCCUCCGAGAAAUCAAGUAGGUGGCGCACCUGCGUCUGUGAUUGUGGCUGUACUUUCUCCUCCCAACAGUAGGAUGGACAGUCGGUUAUCUUUCACUGUGAGUGUUCAUAUGCCAAACCUUCCAUGUGAAUUGGACCGCUUCCUAGUCCAAAGAAGUCACCAGACCUGCCCUCUUAAUUGGGCCUCCGAGAAAUCAAGUAGGUGGCGCACCUGCGUCUGUGAUUGUGGCUGUACUUUCUCCUCCCAACAAUAGGAUGGACAGUCAGUUAUCUUUCUCUGUGAGUGUUCAUAUGCCAAACCCUCAGUGUGAAUUGAAAUUCUUUCUUGUCCAAAGUAGGCAUCGGACCUGCCCUCUUGGGCCCUAGAGAAUUUGAAAUUAGUGGCAUAUUACACUUGUGUCUGUGAUGUUUGCUGUAUUGUUUCCUCCCAGUAAAAGGAAGGACAUUUGGUGACCUUGUUCUCUGAGCCUUAGUAUGCCAAACCUUCCACUUUAGCGUGACCACCUGUUCAAAGUAGGCACUGGACCUGCCCCAUCUUGGGCCCAGAAAUUUAUUUCAAAUCAGUGGCAUAAUACGCUUGUGUCUGUGAUGUUUGCUGUAUUGUUUCCUCCCAGCAAAAGGAAGGACAUUUGAUGACCUUGUUCUCUGAGCCUUAUAAGUAUGCCACACCUUCCAUGUGAAUUGGACCACUUCCUUGUCCAAAGUAGUCACCAGACUUGCCCUCUUGGGCCUCCGAGAACUCAAGUAGGUGGCAUGUUACACCUGUGUCUGUGGUUGAAGCUGUACUUUCUCCUCCCAACAGUAGGAUGGACAGUUCGUUAUUUUUCUCUGUGAGCGUUCAUAUGCCAAACCCUCAGUGUGAAUGGGAAUUCUUUCUUGUCCAAAGUAGACAUCGGACCUGCCCUCUCGGGCCCAGAAAUUUCAAAUCAGUGGCAUCUUUUGGGCCCAAGAGAAUGUGAGACAGUGGUAUACCACCCUCGCAUCUCUGCCAUACCAAUGUGUGUGGAUAGUACCUCAUGUGUCACCUUGGUAAAUCUCAACGCAGCCACUGGUGAGAUUAGAAUGACCAAUCAACUGAACAUCCUCUCUUUUCUUGCAUCUGUGAUGUCCAAUUUAUGGAACUGAAAGUAUCCUUGCUGUUGCAAGAUGUCUUUGAAUGACGACUGAUACUCUGAUUACCUUGGCAAUGUGUUCUUUCUCCUCCCAGUGUAAGGACAAACAGUCAAUCACCUUGUGCUCGGACCUCUCACAUGCUACACCGUCUAAGUGAACGGGGCCACUACCUUGACCAACAGACUCGGCCUUUUGAGUGACUAUGAAGCCGAGUUGGUGGCAAACUGCCCCUGCAUCGGUGGCAUUCCAGUUGUUGUCACAUUUAGUACCUCAGGUGUCAGAGGACAGACGGUCAAACACCUUACUGUCACGUGUUAAUGACCAGAGCUCUCACAUGUCAUACCUUCCAUGUGGACAUGGCCACUUCCUUGUCCUAAGUAGACACCAGACUUGACCUUUUGGGCCACAGAGAACCCGAGAUGGUGGCAUACGAUCCCUGCAUCCGUGGCAUUCCAGUCAUUGUCGCAUAUAAAGGUACCUCUGGUUGAACUGAAAAUAUCCUUAUUGUAAGAUACCUUUGAAUGACGACUGAUUACCUAGGCGAUGUGCUCCUGUGGAAAGAAUGUUUAAUUGGGAAAUUGUUUCUUCCCAGUGGGAGGACAAACAGUCAGUUACCUUCUGUUCGGACCUUUCACAUGCUACACCGUUCAAGUAAAAUGGAGCCACUAUCUUGAGCGAAGUGGGCAACAGACUCGUCCUUUUGAGCGACUGUGAACCCGAGUUGGUGGCAUACUGCCCCUGCAUCGGUGGCAUUCCAGUUGUUGUCACAUAUAGUACCUCAGGUGUCAAGGACAGACUGUCAAAUACCUUACUGUCACAUGCUAAUGACCAGAGCUCUCACAUGCCAUACCUUCCAUAUGGACAUGGCCACUUCCUUGUCCAAAGUAGGCUCCAGACUUGACGUUUUGGGUCACAGAGAACCCGAGAUGGUGGCAUACGAUCCCUGCAUCAGUCUCAUUCCAGUUAUUGUCACAUAUGGUACCUCUGGUGUCAAAGGACAGACAGUCAAACACCUUACUGUCACCUGCUAAUGACCAGAGCUCUCACAUGUCAUACCUUUCAUAUGGACAUGGCCACUUCCUUGUCCAAAGUAGGCUCCAGACUUGGCCUUUUGGGUCACAGAGAACCGGAGAUGGUGGCAUACGAUCCCUGCAUCAGUCUCAUUCCAGUUAUUGUCACAUAUGGAUCUGGUGUCAUCUUGAUAAAUUUCAACUCACAACUGGUGAGUCAAGAACCGCCACCCACCUGACCAUCCAAUCUUUUCUGGCAUAAGAUGUUCCAACUGUCUUAAUGUAUCCUUGCUGUUGUAUGAUGCCUUUGAAUGAUGACUGGGUUCUUUCGAAAAUGCUCACGAUACUGUUUUUGUUUCUCCUCGGAAUGUUGUUUCUCUCAAAUUUCUUUACCUGAUUUUUCUGUAUUAGUUUCCCAUGUUCUUUUUGUCAUUGGGGAGGUCUGUCUUUUGUUGCUUUUCAUGCUGUUUGGUCAGGCAGCGUUUGUUGAGGUAGCGACAGUAUCUUUAACUCCAAGAAUGUCUUGACCUUCAAUGGGGUGUACAAUUUCAGAUGGAGGUGUACUUGUUCAAAUUUGCCUGCAAAAGUCGAACCAUUUGAAUGAGCAAUGGAUUAUGAAAAUAUAAAUUUUUGAUUUGUCCAAACUUGGUGCAUUUUUGACGAGUCUGUUUUUAACUGCAUACAGGAACAUGUUCAUGUUAAUGAAAAGUGAUGUCUGGAAACUGGUGGAAAUAUAUUAAGAGUUUUCAAUAUCUAUUUAAGUUUUUGAGAAUUUUGUUUUUAAGGAUGCAUACUCCAUGCAUUUUUGCACAAAAUGGAACUUUUUUUGUUUAAAAAAACAACAACAACUUUAUUCCAGUUUUGGGCAUCUGCAACCCUCUGAAAACGGGCUUUCGAUCUGUGCACAAAUAACCCGCCCUUCGAGUGCUGAAUUAUGGUCUGGCAGCCAAUUAUUCAAAUUUUGUGAAGCAACAGUUCAAUAAUUAUAUGUCAGUGAUAUUUUUUUUUCACCGUCUCAUUCAAAAGGGAAUAACUUUGUAAUGAUAGGAAAAUAUCAACUGAAAAAAACCCACGUCUUUGAUUUGACAAAUUUCAUUAUAACUUCACAUUGAGUUAAUGUUACAGAAUUUGAAAGUUCAAGUGUCAUUGAGGAUUGUUUCCCUUUUUUAAAAGGGCUCUUGUGUGGUUGAAACUGAAGCAAACUGAAUAAAACUCUGAAUGUUGCUAAGCACACUGCAUUUUUGUUGUUGCUUUGCUGUUGGCAUUUUUAGUGAUUUUUUUCCCCAAAGUACAUGUAGCUGAGUUUGUCUGGUAAUGGCUAAAUGUGUUAUACAUCACUUUCCGUCCAAGAUACAUGUAUUUUAAAGUUUGGAAGGGGG